AUGGGAUUUGUGCGCUGUUUAUCGUAUGCCAUCGCACCAGGGGCAAGUUUUGUCAUUUAUUCAAACUUUAACUGUCUGUUUCUCUAUUAUCACAAUAUCUGCGGCUUUCGUUGUCACAGCUUAUCUAUCUCACUCUCCACAAAUCUAUCUAUCUAUCUAUCUAUCUAUCUAUCUAUCUAUCACAAUCUGAUCGAUUUCAGCCGCUAUACUUUUACUGUUUCUAAUUUAAUCUAUUUUGCACUCGUGUUACCGAAGAAGAAUGUCAGCAUAUUGGCAACCGAGUGCUCAUUUACUAUAAAUGACGAUACCUCUGAGGUUAGUGCGUUUAAAGUUCAUAUAUUUAUCUUGUUCGCUCUCUAUCUCUCAUCUCACUCUCUUUCUCUCUCUGUUCCUUUCGUUUCUUUUCUCACAGUAUUCUUAAAACCACUUUCGUCUCUUUCUUUUUUUCUCUCUCCACACUUUCUUGCUUUCUCUUUCUCCAGUUUCUCUUUUUCUGGCGCUCCCCUUCCUUUGCCUUCAAUCUUCCCCAAUAUGCAUGAACACCGUAUCCCACAAAUACCUCUCUAUCGUAGUCUCUUCCGUCCUUCUGAUAUGUUUAAUGCAAUCUGUUCUCGCCUUAUCUUUACGUCAAGCCGCCAAUAUGGCCAGUCAAAAACGCGGGAAAAAUUUCCUUUUGUUUUUCUCUUUUUGAUUCCACCCAAUUUUGUAUUUCUCUUUUUCUUGUAUGAUUCAUUCUUGCUUUCUUUUCUUUUUUCCUCCUCCUCCUCUUUUUUUUUUAUCUUAAUCUUUGUCUAUUAUUCUUUUUCUCCCGUUUCUCAUUUACUCUUUUUCUCAUACAAUUCUCUGUUCUUUUUAUUUUCUUUCUAUUCAUUCUCUUUUUCUUUCCCUGUUUUUUUUUUUGUGGCUUAUGUCGUUGAGUUUGACUUUUCUGUCCAUCAUUUAUUAUUUUAUCUUACCUGA
This is a messenger RNA of Acanthosepion pharaonis, 960 nucleotides long. The record is from the annotation of a GenBank genome assembly. NCBI's taxonomy places the organism in Eukaryota, Metazoa, Mollusca, Cephalopoda, Sepiida, Sepiidae.